Molecule: messenger RNA, 335 nt
Organism: Geodia barretti
Lineage: Eukaryota; Metazoa; Porifera; Demospongiae; Tetractinellida; Geodiidae
Source: the annotation of a GenBank genome assembly
GUCUCUGCGAUAUGCGACAUCGCUGACCCGCGCCGUCGGACAAGACAGAAGUUGGCGGUAAACAGUUAUUCUUCAGAAACAGAAGCAGAGUUCAGUUGCAACAGGGGACAGGAUUUACGAUGGUGUUCAAUGGUUACUUGGCGUAGUCUGUCUUCACCACUGUGGAUGUUGGCAUACACCCGGUUGAGCUGGUUGUAUACCGUGUGGUGCUUUCGGCACCUUGUUCCCCUAACAUGCCGAAACCUACCCGCCACAACUGCCAAAACUUGACAACAUGAUCUUCAAGUAAAUGAAGCUUUGGUGUGAUUGAGACAUCUGGAAAGGUUUUCCGGAAA